AUGUCGUUGAUUGAACCCACCGGGUCCCCACCAACUACGGGAGUUGAGAAACCCAGUGAAAACCCCAAUCAAUUCCGAGCAGGGUCCACCAGUCCUCGGCCAACGAAACCCGAACGACAACGGACUCCAUCCCCAGAGCCCCGAUCUGGCGAAAAUCGAUUGCGGCCAGCAGGAGACAUCAUCAACCGAAUAACGUGGGACUCCAACUUUGAUCGCAAUGACUAUAUCAUCGGGUUUGUCGAUCGGUUUGAGGGCCAACUUGAGGUGACCAUGGAUAGCUGGAAGAAAGAAUCCACCGACGAGGAAUUUAUCCCGCAGCAUCGUGUACUCUACAUUCGACAUGCGAAUGGUGACAUUGUAUGGGAUAGAAGGCGGCGCAUCGACAAAAUCUUCAACAGCGGAAAUUCAGCGUUUAGCGAGUUGGCGUUUUUGCAGUGA
Molecule: messenger RNA, 438 nt
Organism: Penicillium waksmanii
Lineage: Eukaryota; Fungi; Ascomycota; Eurotiomycetes; Eurotiales; Aspergillaceae
Product: DUF504 domain-containing protein
Exons: 2
Coding region: 1-438 (145 amino acids)
Source: RefSeq, a predicted model, not a curated record